UAGGAAACAGUCAACAGUCAGAGCCAGUGGACGUCGAAGGAAAUUCAGCAAGCAUGCCUAAAAAAGCAGGGAAGAAAGGAGGCGGAAAACUUGCUGGGAUGACAGAAGAGGAGAGGCUUCUGUACAUGCAGCAGAAGGCUCAAGCUGAGGAGGAGAUAGCCAAGAGAAAAGAGGACAUGCUCACACACUUCCUCAAGGGGGAAAGGUUGAUUCGUCUCUCUGAGAUGUGUAGUAAGCUGGAGACCGAGUAUGAGAAGGUUCUGCCCUUCUACACAUCCUCACUGAGUGAAGAAGAGCUGAAUAAGGAGAGAGCCAAUGCCAUGGAGCCGCUGAAUGAGAAACUUGCUCAGCUAAUGCUUGACCAUUUGCCUCUUGAGAAGUUCUGGCAACGGUACAACAAGGUUCAGCUUGAACAUUUGUGUCUGAAGCGAGAGAAAACGCUGCUGUUACAGGAGAAUGAACGAUUGAGGCUCUAUCUGAAGCAGUAUCUGGAUGAAGUUUCGGUUUCUGAUGAGAGUUUUCGGCAACAGAAGCUUCUGGUGGUGUUGUCUCCUUCUCUACAGGACACCGCUGCCACUGAGAGACGCGAUCAGAAGCGCUAUGUGGUCCAAGAAGCAGCAAAUGUUGUGCACAAACAGUUUUAGGGAAUAAAAAUGCAAUGCAAGUGUUUCUGGUUGCAAUUAAAACAUUUUCUGCCUAGCAUUCAAUCAGUUAGUCUGUUUAAUGCAAUGAUCUCAGUACAUUUUAUAUUAAAUUUAUGAUUUUAGCAGACACUUUCUUCACAGCUUUUUUAUACUUCUGAGAAAAAAAGAAGGGUUUAAUGUCCU
Sinocyclocheilus grahami is the source of this 827-nucleotide messenger RNA. RefSeq names its product coiled-coil domain-containing protein 65-like. The record is from RefSeq and is a predicted model, not a curated record. Bases 54 to 644 code for a protein of 196 amino acids. Gene Ontology annotation, biological process: cilium-dependent cell motility; regulation of cilium movement; axonemal dynein complex assembly. The transcript is spliced from 4 exons. Gene Ontology annotation, cellular component: axoneme; axonemal dynein complex. NCBI's taxonomy places the organism in Eukaryota, Metazoa, Chordata, Actinopteri, Cypriniformes, Cyprinidae.